Molecule: messenger RNA, 1467 nt
Organism: Chanos chanos (milkfish)
Lineage: Eukaryota; Metazoa; Chordata; Actinopteri; Gonorynchiformes; Chanidae
Gene: agbl4
Product: AGBL carboxypeptidase 4
Exons: 13
Coding region: 1-1467 (488 amino acids)
Biological process (GO): proteolysis
Molecular function (GO): zinc ion binding; metallocarboxypeptidase activity
Source: RefSeq, a predicted model, not a curated record
AUGGAGGAGAGCAUCAGAGACAUCGACACCGGUGUUGAAGCUGGAGGAGAAGAUGCCUUGGUUGGAAAUGUGAACAAAUUGAUUGUGACUCCUCCAGGAUAUGCAGGAGCUCCACGAAAGGGACACCUCAUAUUUGAUGCAUGCUUUGAGAGUGGUAACCUUGGACGUGUCGAUUACAUCAGUGACUUUGAGUUUGAUCUAUUCAUAAGGCCUGACACAUGUAAUGCACGCUUUAGAGUCUGGUUCAACUUCACCGUGGAGAAUGUUCGGGAGACGCAGAGAGUGAUCUUCAACAUCGUCAACUUCAGCAAGACCAAGAGCUUGUAUCGCGACGGCAUGUCUCCGGUGGUGAAAUCCACAAGUCGACCAAAAUGGCAACGACUUCCAGCCAAGAACGUGUACUACUAUCGCUGUCCUGACCAUCGGCGGAACUACGUCAUGUCUUUCGCCUUCUGCUUCGACCGGGAGGAGGACGUUUACCAGUUUGCCUACUGCUACCCUUACACCUAUUCCCGCCUCCAGCAUUACCUGGCCAGCCUCGAGCGCAGGAACCUGGAUUACCUGCAGAGGGAGCAGCUGGGCCUAAGCAUGCAACAGCGACGGCUCGACCUCCUCACCAUUACCAACCCCGCCCACCUGAACCCAGAGCGAGAGAAGAAGGUGGUUUUUCUUACAGCGCGUGUGCACCCAGGAGAAUCGCCUGCUUCCUUCAUCUGUCAAGGAGUUAUUGACUUUCUGGUCAGCCAGCAUCCCGUCGCUCAAAUCCUACGUGACCAUGUGGUCUUCAAGAUUGUUCCCAUGCUUAACCCUGAUGGUGUCUACUUGGGCAAUUACAGGUGCUCCCUGAUGGGAUUUGACCUGAACCGUCACUGGCAGGACCCUUCCCCCUGGGCCCACCCCACCCUGCACGCUGUCAAACAGCUUAUCGUCCAACUCAACCAAGAUCCCAGAGUGAGUCUGGAGUUCUAUAUAGACGUGCACGCCCACUCCACCAUGAUGAACGGUUUUAUGUAUGGAAACAUUUUCGAGGAAGAGGAGCGUGUCCAGAGGCAAGCUGUCUUCCCAAAACUGCUGUGCAACAACGCGCCCGACUUCUCCCUCUCCAGUACAUCCUUCAACCGGGAUGUGGUGAAAGCUGGAACCGGGCGACGUUUCCUCGGGGGCCUACUGGACGACACCUCCUACUGCUACACCCUGGAGGUCUCCUUCUACAGCUAUCUGACAGCUGGGAGCACUACCCCCGUACCUUACACCGAGGACAGCUACAUGAAACUGGGCAGAAAUGUUGCCCGGACUUUUCUGGAUUACUACAAACUGAACAAUUUGAUCGACGACAGCAAACCUACAGGGCAAAUGAACAGUUUGGAUGCAUUAUCCGCCGGUCGCCAGGGGAACCAUGUUGGCACGGGGAAGAAGCAGGAUGGAGAGAAAACAGACAGAAGGAGCCAUACCAUAAGAGACUAUUAG